ACAUGAUAAACUACUACGAACUAGUUGGAUAUCAUUAAAUUCUGAUUUCUCUUUUAAUAAUGAGCAAUUUGCCUUCAAACACGCCAAAGCGGCAAAAAAUGUUAGAACGCCUGGAACAACGAAUGGAGGGCUUUCGAAAACAUCACGAUAACUGCGAAGCGAGACAGGCAAAAGCCUUUCCAGCCAGAAAACGCGAGCAUUUACGCGACAGUGUUCUGUGCAGAAAGAAAUUAGAGUUAGCAAAGAAACUCAAGAUGAAAGGCGCGACUCUUCCAGAAAAGAUGGAUAAAAUGUCCUUGAAACCACAGGAAAAUGAAUGCAAAUCGACGGCAAGUACAGUGGGAAAUAUUCAGAGCUCACAGUCAAUUCAGGCAAAGAAAGGCAUGUUAACGCAACUGAGUGACGAAGCAGGGUGGAAAAACAAUGAAAAUUUAUUGGCCACAGUAGAAAGAAAUUAUAGUUGUUUUGAAAUCCCUGGGGAUGUUUACCAUAACGUGACGUUACUCGAUGACUCGAUGCAGCAUCUUGCAAUCGCCAGCGACAUUACUUCGCAUGCAAAAAUUAAUGAAUGUACAGCUGAUUUCACGAGAAAAGAUUUCACAGAUCUGCCAACCAUCGAUGUCGGACAAACAACAUCGAGAGUAUUGCAACAGUUCAAUCCCCUUAUAUGGAUACAUCGACUUCCACAAGUCGUGAAACCAGCUUAAGCGCAACUAACGAAAGGAUGAGUACUGUUUUAUCAACUGCUAACAUUGACAAACCUUUUUUUAGUCGAUCGAAAUCUGACGGAAACGUUUGUUCCAUGACAGAUGUAUGUAAUAACAGCACUCAAAUUACUCCUGGUCGCCAUGAUGAAGAUCUCAGAAACGAACUAAGCUAUUUUGAAAGCAUUUUACAAAAUAUGGGAAAGAGAGACGAGAGCCGUACUGUUUUAUCAACUGCUAACAUUGACAAACCGUUUUUUAGUCGAUCGAAAUCUGACGGAAACUUUUGUUCCAUGACAGAUGUAUGUAAUAACAGCACUCAAAUUACUCCUGGUUGCCAUGAUGACGAUCUCAGAAAGGAACUAAGCUAUUUUGAAAGCAUUUUACAAAAUAUGGGAAAGAGGACGAGAGCUCAAACGAGGUUGGUUUGACUUACAAUGAUAGGAAUGCCAGCGAUCAAGGUUCAAAUCUCGGAAGCACCUUGAGUGAAAUUCCUGGAAAGAAAAGGAAUCAACUGAAUUGAACAACGAACGCUAAAUUAUAAGUGAAGACCAACGAUCCUGAACAGAACAAAAAAAUCAAAACAAUCAAGCAGAAAUUAUUCCUCUCAUUUCUUCUUCACGAGAGCCACAUUAUGUUUUACUAUAGUUAAGGCAAAACGUGUCUUAAAAUUCUAAAGAAGGCUCUUGUAUAUUUUUAUUUGGGAUAAAACUUCUCAAACGAAUUUCAACCACAACUCCAUCGACAAACUGCUAUAUAACUGCAAAUUUUUUCUUCAGGAAUCAAACUAAUCUGAUGAAAAACGUCACAUGCAACUGAGACGAUCCCACCAUAACUUGAGGAUGCAUUAGCCACCGCAAUUAGCGCUAUUUUCUGAUCUAUCUCACCAGAAAUAUCUUUCUCAAAGGAUUGUCAAAUCUUUUAGUUUCUUAAUGUAAGGGACAACAUUUAAUAUCAUCCGCCAUGCAUUGAUCUAAAAACAAAUGUUUUCUGUCCUGGUGGCCUGCAUUUUACAACACAAGUCAUGUGAGAUUGCGGCAGAGUAAUGGAGUCCUGAUCUUUUCCAACAUUUUAAGUUUUUAUCCCUCCUGACGAUAAAAAUCAUUCAGUUUUGCAAAAUGGGAAUGCAGCGUACUCCCAACCAGA
Messenger RNA from Xenia sp. Carnegie-2017, 1850 nucleotides. RefSeq lists its product as uncharacterized. Gene Ontology annotation, molecular function: transcription coactivator activity. Lineage: Eukaryota; Metazoa; Cnidaria; Anthozoa; Malacalcyonacea; Xeniidae. Gene Ontology annotation, biological process: positive regulation of transcription by RNA polymerase II; Notch signaling pathway. The record is from RefSeq and is a predicted model, not a curated record. The coding region runs from base 60 to 707 and encodes 215 amino acids. Gene Ontology annotation, cellular component: nuclear speck. The transcript has 2 exons.